Lagopus muta (rock ptarmigan) is the source of this 3177-nucleotide messenger RNA. It is a transcript of the gene MRPL21, whose product is annotated as mitochondrial ribosomal protein L21. Lineage: Eukaryota; Metazoa; Chordata; Aves; Galliformes; Phasianidae. The transcript has 7 exons. Gene Ontology annotation, molecular function: structural constituent of ribosome; RNA binding. Gene Ontology annotation, cellular component: ribosome; mitochondrial large ribosomal subunit. The coding region runs from base 110 to 775 and encodes 221 amino acids. Gene Ontology annotation, biological process: translation. The record is from RefSeq and is a predicted model, not a curated record.
UCGGCGAGCUCGGCCUCCCGCUCCUCCCUCAGCAGCUCCAGCUGCCGUUCAGCCGCCUCCGCCGCCAUCUUGGCCCCACGGGCAUUUCCGCUUCCGGGUCGGAGGGGGGAUGCUGUCAUGGCGGCGCUGGCAGCAGUCAAGCGGCGAGCGGCGGGUGAGGGACGGCCGGGUGGGAACGGCCAACCUUCGUCUCCGGCUUCUUGCUGCUCGCAGGGCGGGCUGUGAGAAACGCGAGGGGAAACCUUUCUUGUUUUCAUCUGUGGUUCGCCUCCAGAGCUCCCAGAGCACACCUCUACAGGAAGGGAUUGUUGCCAAAACAUCUCUGACUUCACCCCCAUGGCCUGAAGUGAAAUUGCCAAAUCCAGUGGAAGAAGCGAAGCACCAUGCAGAAGUGGUGCAAAAGGUGAAUGAGCUGAUUGCAACAGGGCAGUACGGGAGGCUCUUUGCUGUGGUUCACUUUGCCAGCAAACAGUACAAAAUAACCAGUGAAGACUUAAUUAUGAUGGACAAUGUGCUACAGGCUGAAUGUGGAGACCGAAUCCGGAUGGAAAAGGUUUUGCUGGUUGGUGCUGAUGAUUUCACGCUUAUUGGAAGACCACUCCUGGGGAGGGAUCUUGUCCGUGUGGAGGCUACUGUGAUUGAAAAGACGGUGUCGUGGCAAAAAAUCAACAUGCGCUUUCGGAAGAAGCGCAAUUACCAAAGGAAAAAAAUUAUCACGAAUCCACAGACUGUCCUCCGGAUAAACACCAUAGAAAUUUUCCCCUGUUUGUCGUGAUUGAUGGGAUGUCGUGCAGCUUAGGCUUAUUAUUGCUUUAAGCAAUUACAGAAAUAAAACUGCCUAGGCGUCAUAAAGUUCUGGACUUCUUGCUAUUGUCUGAAGUGGAAAUCUAUAUGUAAUUUAUUUUUAAAAACCAAAUGAAUUUUUUUUCGUUAACUGUUAUUUCAAAUUGUUAUUUCAGCAUUGAUGGUGUUUACUUGUUCAGUGCCCUAAACAACCCCAGCUGUGUUGCUAGCUGACAAGCUGUUUCAUGCCAACAACAUUUACCUUUGGCUGCACACUUCUCUGAGUGCUUUUGUUUAUCUGUGUCUCAGCUGAUUUAAAAAUAACUGGGACUUCACUGGUUGUAGAAGAGGGCCAUCAACUCCCAGUCCCACAGAUGGGUCUCUCAGCCUGGAGGGCAGGACAUAAGUGUACAAUUGGUCAAUUUAAAGAGCCCACCACUUGCCUUAGUUACUCAUGUCCUUGCAAGUUUCCCUACCCUGGAACUGUGGGUGCACUUAAGGCUAGCAGAGAGGCAUGCAUGUUUUGGUGAGUUUGUUUCUCCUUUGGAAACACUCGGUGCUCUUCAGAGAUUGCAGAUAGGCAAGAUAUUUUUAAGAGUGUUAAGUGCUAUUUAUUUAUUUGUUUAUUUUUGUUCCUCUCCUUACCAAGCUCUUGUUGAUCUGUUAAUACAAUCUUGGCACUGUGUGGCUUCUGGGAAUAUUCUGUGGUGCUUUGUGACCCACAGCAAACAUGGUGCUGAAGAGUGUGGGGUAAGAGAAUACUGCAGGAUCCCAAAUCUACUCCUAGAUUGUAUUAAGAUGUGAAAAUCCUUCUUAAACAUUAACAACAGAAGAUGCAGCUGGGAAAUUUUCUUCUUAAAGGUGAGCCAAACUAUUGCAUAGCAGUAAAUUCUGUGUGUAUCUUAUCAUUGAAAUAACAGAUACCAGUGGCUUAGUGAUUUCAUACCUAUUCCAUAAGCAAUUUUUUUGAUCUCUGGUCUUGGUAUUUUUCUCUUUUCACAUUCUGCAAAUCAGGCAGAUCACUGAGCAGCAUGUGCAAGGCCAUAUUCAGCAAAGGUGCAUUCAGCAAAGGAUUGCAUUUGUUUCUGGACAGUGAUGACAACUAGGAAGAGUUUCCUGCAGCUUUCAGUAGGCUCUUGGCGUAGCUGUCAGAUUCCCUACAGCUACCUUGAGAAAUGACAAGUGAGCUCUGUUCACCUUGCACUUUUGUAGGGAAUUCCUUGCUUCUAACAAGUCUUAUGUGCCUUUGCUGCAAUUCCUUCCUUAAACUAAUGUUGCCCCUACUCUGAAUGGAGGAAAUGCUGGUUAUGAACAUAAGUAUAUCUGGGUCUUGUCCUGUCUUAUAAGUCACUGUAAGCAUGCAGGAAAUAACUUGAUGUGCUUUAAGCAUCAAGCUUUGUAGUACAGGCUGCUUUCAUCUUGCCUUACUUCAGCUUGAGGGUGUGCUUGGGUUAAGCCAGUUCUCUAGUCACCAAAGAGAGGGGGUCAUCUCUAGAGGCUGACUUGUCUCUCCUUGCUUUGGAUAGUUUGGCAUGGACAGCCCCUGGGAGAAGCUGUUCCUUCUCUGACUGUGCAGGGGGUUGGGUGCGUAGAUUUUAUGCUACUAGAAGAAUACAGAGGCAGGGAUCUUUCUGCAGAAGAGGUUCAAUUUGGCUGUUGGAACAGUCACCUCAAGACAGUGUGCACAGCCCCAGGCUGCUGUAAUUCAAGGAGCAUCUCAGUCAUACAGUCUGAUUUUUGGGUGGUCCUGUGCGGAGCUAGGAGUUGGACUCAAUGUUCCUUAUGUGUUCCUUUCAACUCACGGUAUUCCAUGAUUCUGUUCUACGGUCAUUUCUUUGGUCAUUUCAUCUUGCUUCUUCUUUUUCAAGCUCCUACAGACGGAAGUAUGUAUGGGGGGAUUUCUUUGAAAACCGUCUUCUCCUGGCACUGCUACCUCUUCUGCUUCUCCCAAAGGCGGCUUUAGUUCCUUGCUGGGGCCACAGAUCCCUGCAGUAGCAAUUAAUUGCAAUAUGUGGUGCCAGCGUGCUGGCAUGAAGAGUGUACUACCACAGACUAUGCAGGGACUGCAUUCCAGUUACAGGCUGUUCAGAGUCCGCAGCGGAAGCAGCGUUGCCAGCUGAAGCAAUUUGACUGGGAACGUCACAAUUCCCAUGUGUUUCUCAAGGUCUGUGAGUGCUGGGGCUAAGAAACAGCAUGGCUUCCAGGGGAAAUUUCUAGCUUUCCUGGUUGCAGAGAAACACUUGUAAAGCAUGAGAGAUUUCAUGGCUCAGAAGCUGGAAGAAGGAGCUGAGGGUUUAUUCAAAAGAAAAAUAUUUUCAAUCCAUGUGUCCCCUCCAAAAAAAAAAAAAAAAGAAAAAAAAAAAGAAAAAAAAAAAACCAAAACCCUUGGGAAAA